AUGGCACCAACCCUUGGGCCUGGCUCCUCCCAGGUCGGCAGUCACAUGCUCCGCUGCUCGUUCUACGCGCGCUCUCGCUGCGCAAACUGCUUCUCACCGUCUGCCUCUCGACACAUGUUUCUCAACUCGACGACAAGGUCGCGAUGCCUGCCAAGGCCCUCACUAUCCUCCAUCCGCACCUUUGCCUCCAAUUCGGGCAAGAGACCGAGAUUUUCACAGCGCCUCGGCGAGGCCAUGCGAAACACCAAAAUCCAAUGGUACCGGAUCCCUGUCGGUCUGGGUAUCGGAUUUCUAGGCCUCGUCCAGUUCUAUAAGGUCUCUUCUAGAGAGAAGGAGCGGCGAGAGAUUGAGGAUGGCCAGGAGAGCACCAAAGCCCCCAAGAGGCGGCCUAGAGUGCGUCCUGAUGGUCCUUGGCAAGUCCAGGUCAUGUCGACUCUGCCUCUCAAGGCUAUCUCCAGGCUUUGGGGCAGGUUCAAUGAAUUGACCCUUCCCUAUUAUCUUCGAGUUCCCGGCUUCAAGCUUUAUUCGCUCGUCUUUGGUGUAAACCUCGACGAAGUUGCCGAACCCGACCUUCACGUAUAUCCCAACCUCGCAUCCUUCUUCUACCGUCGUCUCAAGCCCGGUGCUCGUCCUCUCGACCCUAACCCCCACACCCUGCUCUGCCCGUCCGACGGAAAGGUUCUUCAAUUUGGCCAAAUCGAAGGCGGUGACAUUGAGCAGGUCAAGGGUAUGACCUAUAGUAUCGACGCUCUUCUUGGAAAGAACACACCUGCCCCCAGCAUCUCGAGCCUGUCGUCUUCGUCGUCUUCGUCGUCUUCGGACGACGAACGAACACUCACCGAAAUUUCGGACAGCGAAGAACUUGUGAAGCAGGAUGAGGAGUUUGCCCAGGUCAAUGGAAUCGCGUACACACUGCCUGACCUUCUCUCUGGUGCCGGAAAGCAGGGCCCCUCAGACAAGGACCAGGCUAUGCCCGCAUCUCCUGGUGUUGAGUCCGAGGUUCGGGCUGAACUUGCCCUGGGUGAGCGGCCCUGGUACGAUGUCCUCUCCCACGACAAGGCAACUUCUCUCUACUAUGCAGUCAUCUACUUGGCUCCCGGCGACUACCACCGAUUCCACUCUCCCACCAACUGGGUUGUUGACCGACGUCGUCACUUUGCCGGAGAGCUGUACAGUGUGUCCCCUUAUCUUCAGCGAACCCUCCCUGGUCUCUUCACUCUCAACGAACGUGUGGUGCUUCUGGGUCGGUGGCGCUGGGGUUUCUUCAGCUACGUCCCAGUUGGUGCAACCAAUGUGGGUUCCAUUGUCAUCAACUUUGACAAGGAACUUCGGACAAACAGCCUGUUGACGGACACGGCGGCCGACCGGGCAGCUGAGGAGGCGGCCAAGCGUGGUGAACCCUAUCUGGGCUUUGCUGAGGCAACUUACGAGGCAGCCAGUCCCGUUCUCCGAGGCCACGCACUUCGACGUGGUGAGGAGAUGGGUGGUUUCCAAUUAGGAAGCACGAUUGUACUAGUAUUUGAGGCACCAGCAGAAAAGACGGAUGAGCACAAGGAGCGAAGAGGCUGGGCAUGGGCUGUAGAGAAGGGACAGACGGUCAAGAUGGGCCAAGCACUAGGACGAGUGAUUGAGUGA
Molecule: messenger RNA, 1635 nt
Organism: Fusarium keratoplasticum
Lineage: Eukaryota; Fungi; Ascomycota; Sordariomycetes; Hypocreales; Nectriaceae
Product: Phosphatidylserine decarboxylase proenzyme 1, mitochondrial
Exons: 3
Coding region: 1-1635 (544 amino acids)
Biological process (GO): phosphatidylethanolamine biosynthetic process
Cellular component (GO): mitochondrion
Molecular function (GO): phosphatidylserine decarboxylase activity
Source: RefSeq, a predicted model, not a curated record